Erigeron canadensis is the source of this 469-nucleotide messenger RNA. RefSeq lists its product as uncharacterized. The transcript is spliced from 2 exons. The record is from RefSeq and is a predicted model, not a curated record. Bases 30 to 362 code for a protein of 110 amino acids. Lineage: Eukaryota; Viridiplantae; Streptophyta; Magnoliopsida; Asterales; Asteraceae.
AAACUAUUUUCUCCCUUGUUGCCAUAAUCAUGUCAGACUUCCCUACCCAGGCUUCCGAAAAAUUCAAAGAACUAUCUGAAGAAAUCGCUAAAAAACAAGACAAGCUUUUCAAAGAUUUAGGGGAAUGUUUGAAUCUCACGGCACAGAUUCGUGAUGACCAUCAGGGACUAAUCCUAGAAGCCAUCGGUCGAUGGGGAGAUGACAUGGUAACCCUAAGGGAAGAACUAGUUGAUGCUUACGAGAACUUGGAUGUUGUUCAAGAAGAACUCAGAAAAGCAAAAGGAAAUGCUUUCAUUCUACAGAGUGUGGUUUCAAAAUUUAAAAGAAUUCAUCCAGAGAUCGACGAAACCAAUGGAAAUUAAUUUUCCUAAUGUUGAACUAACCUGGAAUGGUUAGUUCUAGUGGUGUGAAAAAUGUUUUGUGUUGGCCAUUUUAAACUUAUGCUAUGAUAACUUUUUAUUUUCCUAUA